GUCACGGGCGCGGCGAUGGCGGCGCUGGGCCGCGUGUGGGGGCCGGCGCUGCUGCGGCCCCGCGGGGCGGGCGCGGCGGGGCGGCGCGGGGUGCGGGCGCUCCGCAGGAGCCCCGUGCGGGUCCUGCCGCCGGCAAAGAAGAAGGCGGGAGCAGCCCCGGCCGAGGCAGCGCCGGGACCCCGCCGGGAGGGGCCCCCGCCGCCCGCGGUGGAGCGGAGCGCCGCCGCGCCGGGGCUGUGGUACGAGAAGGCGGCGCCCGGGGACCGCAGGCUGGGAAAAGUGGUGACUAUCGCCAAGUCGAAGAAGUUUCGGGAUAAUCACGGGAAGGUCCUGCUGGAGGGUCACAGGCUGAUCAGGGAUGCACUGGAGGCAGGAGCUGUGCCGCAGACACUCUUCUUCAGCACUGUGGGGCACCUGAAGGAGCUGCCUGAGGCGGAGAUAAAACGAGCCAGCUUGAUUAAGGUGAAAUUUGAAGACAUUAAGAUCUGGUCUGACCUCGUAACUCCUCAGGGGCUUCUAGGCAUCUUUUCCAAGCCUGACCAUGCCAAGAUGUCUUACCCUGCUGCUCAGCUCACCAACUCCUUGCCAUUGCUCCUCAUCUGUGACAAUAUCCGAGAUCCGGGAAACCUGGGCACUAUUCUGAGAUCCGCAGCAGGAGCAGGCUGUGAGAAAGUGCUGAUCACCAAAGGCUGUGUGGAUCCGUGGGAGCCAAAGGUGCUCCGUGCAGGCAUGGGGGCUCACUUCCGACUGCCCAUCGUCGCCAACCUGGAGUGGGAAUCUGUUCCCAGCAACCUUCCUGCUGGCACCCAGGUGUGCGUGGCUGACAACAAAGACCCAGGCGCUCCGGCCAAGACCACAUCCGUGCCAAGGGGGGCUGGCAGGGCUGGCUCUGCUCCUGGCAACACAAAAGCUCCUGUGAAAUCCAGACCCGAGGCUGCUCCUGACCACGAGGAUGAGGAAGAGGCAGCAGCAGAUAUCCCAGAGCUGGCCACGCAGUGUUACUAUGAGGACUGGGCACGGACUCCGGUGGCCGUGGUGAUCGGCGGGGAGACCCACGGCCUGAGUGCGGACGCGCUGCACCUCGCAGCCAGCACGGGGGGGAAGAGACUGGUCAUUCCCGUGGUGCCCGGCGUGGACAGCCUGAAUGCUGCUAUUGCUGCUGCCAUCGUGCUGUUUGAGGGGAAGAGGCAGCUGCUGCGGAGGCACAAGGAGGAUGACAGGCAGAAGGUCCCUGUAGCAGGCUGAACUGCUGCAUGUUGGGUGCUUAAGGAGCACCUCUCUUCCCUUUGGUUCCCUCAGAGUUAAUAAAAGAGCAGCUCGGGCUGUUUGUUUGCAGUAAA
Messenger RNA from Pseudopipra pipra, 1340 nucleotides. RefSeq names its product mitochondrial rRNA methyltransferase 3 (gene MRM3). Gene Ontology annotation, biological process: RNA processing. The transcript has 4 exons. Lineage: Eukaryota; Metazoa; Chordata; Aves; Passeriformes; Pipridae. Gene Ontology annotation, molecular function: RNA methyltransferase activity; RNA binding. The record is from RefSeq and is a predicted model, not a curated record. Bases 16 to 1245 code for a protein of 409 amino acids.